AUGAAAGGCAAAGAUACAGAAGUAGUCUCUACAACGUCGAGCACAUCAAAAGGGUCCGAGAAGAGGAAAAGUUCUGCCCGUUUUUCUCUUCGGCGGAUCUUCUAUCCACACAGCCGGAGAUCCAAGUCUCAAGCAAGCCUAGACUUGGAUACACGGUCUGAGAGCAGCAUCACUAACACAAAUCUUAUUGACAAAGAUGGCAAUACAGUGCGGUCAUCUUCUUCAUCAUCUUCAGACUCAUUACCAGCAGCCCAGUUUCCUGUGGCAAAUCACCACACUUCGUUACAGCAGCAAACGCAGCCAGUAGCCCAGCAAGAAUUGCAGACUGACCACCCGACCCAAGGACAGCAAGUUCAAGGCCAACAAGUACAAACUAUGACAGAGAGAGAGUGUCCCCUCUGUCUUUCUGAGUAUGGAGAGGAAUUCUACCCGGAUAUCAGCACUUGCUUCCAUCGCUCGUGCAUUGAAUGCCUAAAACAGUAUCUUCGGAUUGAAAUCAUGGAAAGCAGAGUGAACAUUUGUUGUCCUGAAUGUGCAGAACGCUUUCACCCAAAUGACAUAAAAAUGAUUCUCAAUGAUUCAAUGUUGAUACAGAAAUAUGAAGAUUUCAUGGUCAGACGGGUGCUUGUGUCAAACCCUGAUGCAAGAUGGUGUCCGGCACCCAACUGUGGUUAUGCUGUGAUAGCAACUGGCUGUGCUAGUUGUCCUAAACUGAAGUGUGAACGUCCUGAAUGUGAGACAGAUUUCUGUUACCAUUGUAAACAGAUCUGGCAUCCUAACCAAACAUGCGAUGCAGCCCGGGCAGAACGAUCCCCAAAUAUGCGAGCUGCAGCACUUAAUUACAAUCAUGAAACAGGAUCGCAAAAAGAUGACAUUAAGCCAUGUCCUCGCUGUAGUGCAUUCAUCACAAAAAUGAAUGAUGGUUCUUGUAAUCAUAUGACUUGCACUGUGUGUGGUGCUGAGUUUUGUUGGCUUUGCAUGAAGGAAAUAUCAGAUCUUCAUUAUCUGAGCCCUUCUGGAUGUACUUUUUGGGGCAAGAAACCUUGGAGUCGCAAAAAGAAAAUCCUUUGGCAAUUGGGUACAUUAAUCGGUGCCCCUAUUGGAAUAACAUUGUUUGCUGGUAUUGCAGUGCCUGCGCUUAUUAUCGGAAUACCUGUCUGGGUAGGAAGAAAGUUACACUCUAAAUAUGAGUACACUCCUAAACACAGACGUAAUGUCACAAUAGUUACAGGGGUGGCUGCCUCGGUGCUGUUUUCUCCAGUCAUUGCCAGCCUCGCUGUAGGUAUUGGAGUGCCCAUUUUGUUGGCUUACGUUUAUGGAGUUGUUCCCAUUUCAUUGUGUCGUAGUGGUGGCUGUGGUGUGACCACAACCAAUACUGGUGUCCGCUUUGAAUUUGAUGAAAAUGAAGCUACUGUUGGAUCUUCAGGCCCAUACACGACUGAUAACGCAGCUGCAGAAACAGUGAACCAUGUGGCCAAUCCAAGUAUUGCUCCUAGCAUUGGUGAAGCUUCUGUUGCAAUGACUAACAGUCUCAGUGCUAGUGGCAGUCAUAUUGACCGAAUGGGAAUCCUGAGGGAUGAAAGUGACAGGGAUUCUGCAAGUCACCGAGCCACCACAGAGUCCAGUUUGAAUGGCAGCCUUAUGGAAGCAGGUGGCUAUCACAAUAAAUUGGAGGUUCAAGCAGAUGUAUCAGCCAAUCCACCUCUUCGAAAGAGAGCCAGUCUAAGUAGUGAAUCUGCCAACUUUAGUAUUGGAGAGAAAUCUGCAACUGUGUCAUAUGGAGAUGAUGCCAGCACCAAAACACUAGCUGGAUCUAUUGCAGGAUACAGAGACAAAGACAGCAUCUCUGCCACAUCUCCAUCUUUAGAAGUUCAAGCAGAAACCAUGUCCAACCGAUGGUGCAACAACAGUGGAAGCAGCAUUAGUGCAGAACUGAAGUGUAACCAGGUGGCAUCUCCAACUCAGUGGUCACCCAUUUCAGGACGCAGUGGCAGUUUCUCAGGUGAUGACGUCAUCAAGAACAACUACACAAAAUACCGCAAGAACAUACGGCUGAGUAUUGAAGAGAAGAUUCACGAACAUUUGUCCAGUCGCAGCAAUGAACUGGACAGCAAAAGUGUUGAAGGCACAGAACUAAAGAAGUCUAACCGGUCACAGGAACAUGCAAUGAGUUUACCCUUGGUUAACACACAAUGCAAAGGUUCUUCAAUUGAGAGUAUCGGCUGCUCUGCGACUGUCAGUGGCAAGAGUCUGCCUGGACUAAGUGAAGUGGAAAGUGGCAGCCCCUUGUGUUCACUGGCUGCAUCGAAACCCCUUUCUCUGAUGAAUGCCCGGAGCAAUUUAAACAGUUGUGCACUCUCUGACAAAUCUGACAUCUCUAUAGGUGACGGCAGGGUAACAGUCACGGUCAACACUGCAAACACUCAAAGGGAAUUUGAAAACUCUCAGCAUUGCUUACGUCGCCGCAGCUGUGAGCUGGCAUUAGAGCAUGGACGCCUGUCGCCCAAAUUAGAAUGA
This is a messenger RNA of Acanthosepion pharaonis, 2517 nucleotides long. NCBI's taxonomy places the organism in Eukaryota, Metazoa, Mollusca, Cephalopoda, Sepiida, Sepiidae. The record is from the annotation of a GenBank genome assembly.